UCCGCCUCCGUCAGCGGGGUGCUGCCGGGAGCCGCGAUGCCGCUGUACGAGGGCCUGGGAAGCGGCGGGGAGAAGACCGCAGUGGUGCUCGACCUGGGCGAGGCCUUCACCAAGUGUGGUUUUGCAGGUGAAACAGGACCAAGAUGCAUUAUUCCUAGUGAAAUAAAGAAACCUGAUGUCUCUAAGCCUGUCAAAGUUGUUCAGUAUAACAUCAACACAGAGGAGCUGUAUUCAUAUCUGAAGGAAUUUAUUCAUAUGUUGUAUUUCAGACAUCUUCUGGUGAAUCCCAGAGACCGUCGUGUAGUGAUCAUAGAAUCUGUGCUCUGCCCUUCCCACUUCAGAGACACUCUUGCCAGAGUCCUUUUCAAGCAUUUUGAGGUGCAUAUUUGAUGUAACUACGUAUGUGCUGAGCGUAGCACUUAAUGGUAGGAACCGUAGUGAUGGUAUGGACAAAGGAGUG
Messenger RNA from Lagopus leucura (white-tailed ptarmigan), 460 nucleotides. Its product is annotated as actin-related protein 10-like. NCBI's taxonomy places the organism in Eukaryota, Metazoa, Chordata, Aves, Galliformes, Phasianidae. The transcript is spliced from 4 exons. Bases 37 to 390 code for a protein of 117 amino acids. The record is from RefSeq and is a predicted model, not a curated record.